UCCACCGCGCUGCCGCCGGGCGAUACGCCCGCCCCGACCUCGUCCGCCCCCCGGCAAGCCGCCUCCGGACCCGCUCCCGUCCGCGGCGCGCCCCCGCCCGCGCUGCCGCGUCCGCGAGGUGAGCUCGCGCUACCUCGUCCACCUCGUCGCCCCACUCCGCCUCGUCGCCUCUCCACCUCGCCGCUUCCCGCCCAGGCCCGUCGCCUCUCCACCUCGUCGCCCCACUCCGCGUUCGUGCCGCCUCCCGCGCACGGCGCGCAGCACCACCACCACGAUGCACACGGCCCCGCCCCCUCCCCCUUCGUAUUCGGCCUUGUCGACGAGAACCGCCCGCCGCCCACGCUGGGCUCGCGCAAGCGCAAGCGCAAGCGCGGCGCGGCCCCGGACCUGUUCAACGCAAUGCACCGCCCGCUCCCGGGGCCGGAGGGCCUGAACACGCCCUAUCGUCUCGCCGCUGGUGCCUCCCGCGCCACCGUCACUCCCAGCACAAGGAGGAUCCUCCGCCCGUCGAAAACCUCUGCUAACGUGGCCGCGGCGGCGCUCCAGGACCGCAGGGGCUGCGCACGGCCGUCGAUGCCAGCGCGCCAACUUCAGCUUCCGCGGCGCCUCGCCUGAGCCCUCGCACGUACCGGCGGCGGCCGUCGACUUCUGCGCACCAGUGUCCUGCCCUCGCCGCGCCCCGAGCUCUGAGGUUGGGUCAUCACUGCAAAUGACAGAGGGGUCCCGACGGCCACAAAACCCAUUCUGCUUCCGCCCACUCGACGCGGCGCUAUCAGAAUGCAAACCAACACUUCCAAAACCUCCGGUGAAGCCGCCGCAGCCACCUGCACGUAUGGUAGUAGUGGUCAAGAAGGGCGCAGUAAUCGGAGGCAACAAGGGUGCGGGGAAGUAGGAGGAUGCACCAGCUGCGGAUUCUGGAAAAUAGCUGCAUGCAGUACAGGUUUUGAAUGCCCGAGCGGAGGCGGUGGCGAUGGCCAAGAAUGCAGCAGCCAGCAGCUGAGACAUCAUUCUAUGGGCUCUCGGUGAGGAUGGCUGCUCUGCAGGUAUCUGUUGCAGAAAAGAAGGCAGAAUUGGAGUUUCUCAAGAUGGGGGAGAGGGUGCAUUGUGUUGUUGGUGCUCAGGUGCCUUUCUUGGAACAAUGGAGUGAACUUGAGACAGAACAUUAUAGUUGCCUUGGAAGAGGAACAGCAGCCCUCCGUGCUGCUUCAUCAUGUGUACCGACUAGAGGAAACAUUACGAUCAAUAUUGGAGGCAUCGAUGAAACUCUUGAAUCUGCAACGAAAAUUCUGGAAGAACUGCUUCCUUCUGUUGAAAAACUAUAUGAAAAGGUUCAAGAAGUUGAGGAUGUGGCCCCCAGCCUGUUAGAAGUGGGAAGCGAGCAGAUGUUGCUUGAAGAGUGUGCUGACCUCUUACAUCAAGCACUCAAUACGCAGGUGAUGGAAGACAGCCUGAGGGUACAACUUUUACACCUGAGAAGUCAAGCCAAAAAAAAAACAUGAAGGCGAUAAACCGAUAAUCUUGUAGAUUGGUUAGUGGAGCAAAUUUUGGCCGCUGUUAAUGUCGAACAGCUAUACAAGAUUGUGUUAGCAGACU
This is a messenger RNA of Panicum virgatum (switchgrass), 1593 nucleotides long. Its product is annotated as protein SNOWY COTYLEDON 3-like. The transcript is spliced from 6 exons. NCBI's taxonomy places the organism in Eukaryota, Viridiplantae, Streptophyta, Magnoliopsida, Poales, Poaceae. Gene Ontology annotation, molecular function: microtubule binding. Gene Ontology annotation, cellular component: cytoplasm; nuclear microtubule; centrosome. The record is from RefSeq and is a predicted model, not a curated record. The coding region runs from base 948 to 1499 and encodes 183 amino acids. Gene Ontology annotation, biological process: spindle assembly; centrosome cycle.